UUAAACUUCUAAGAGAGCAUAAUGAAAGGAAUACUGUUAUUGUUCUUUUUUGCGACGGCAUCCGCUGAAAUUGUUGGAUAUUUUAAAGAAUAUGAAGUUCAUCACUUUACUUUAGAAGGUCCAUCAAGCGACACAAUUUAUGAUUUUGAUAGAGAUGCAAGAAUUAUUAAUGGAAGUGACGCUGAACCAGGUCAAUUUCCAUUUGUUGCAAGACUUUCAAUAACUCGUAGAAAUCCAGAGACAGAAGUAUCUUCUGGAACACUUUGUACAGGAUCAUUAAUUCAUGAACAAUUUGCUUUAACUGCAAGUCACUGUGUAACGCCAAAUUCAGAUUGGAUCACAAAUGUUGCAUUUUUAAUUGGAACAGUUAAUAGAAAUGUCCCUGGAACGAUCGUUAACUCUGCCGAAUUUUGGUUCCUUGAACAACCUGCAACUCUGGUUAAAGAUCUUGCAAUGUUUCGAUUCGCACAGCCAAUUGUUCGCACAGCCCUAAUAGAUUUUAUUCGAAUUCCUUCUCGUGUACAAACUAAUUAUGAAUUUGUAGGCUGGCCAGUCACUACGAUUGGAUGGGGGCGUGAUAAUACAGGAGCAAGCACAGUUCAUCUGCAGUAUGCAAACUUUUUAGUACUUUCUAUCAACGUCUGUAGCACUCGCUUUACAGAAUAUGAAAUUUGUUAUGUCGACAAUGGUACAGAUUCAAUGACUCAACCGGGUGAUUCAGGUGGACCAGUUAUUGUCAGAGAAGGAGAUCACAUGACACAAAUUGGAGUUCAUGCAGGUCGCCGAACUGUAGAUGGAUUUAGUUUCCAUUCAGCUGCAAGACUUUCAACAUUCCUUGACUGGAUUCAUGAGUAUUCAGGAAUAACGAUUAGAGAUUCAUAAAUCAUAUCAGCAACUGUAAAAUUACAAUUGACAGGUCUUAAUGAAAAUAAAAUUAAAUAUUCAAACCAUUUAUUUCAAAUCAAAAUUUUGCUUUUAAUCUGCUUGAAG
Messenger RNA from Chironomus riparius, 990 nucleotides. The record is from the annotation of a GenBank genome assembly. NCBI's taxonomy places the organism in Eukaryota, Metazoa, Arthropoda, Insecta, Diptera, Chironomidae.